Liolophura sinensis is the source of this 1128-nucleotide messenger RNA. Its product is annotated as testis-expressed protein 36-like. The transcript is spliced from 4 exons. Lineage: Eukaryota; Metazoa; Mollusca; Polyplacophora; Chitonida; Chitonidae. Bases 127 to 834 code for a protein of 235 amino acids. The record is from RefSeq and is a predicted model, not a curated record.
UGGUCAGCUGUAACUCAGCACUAACCCUCACAACAACACGUCUGUUUUACCCUCCACUACAGAAGAACACUCAACUGAGCAGAUCGGAGUCAAGAGGAGCCUUUUACGUUUGGUGGAGCAACCAGAAUGCCUCGGGGGAGACAGUGUGUCCCUUCUACCGAGAGAGACGGCAUAUGGUUUCGCCACUCUGGCCAUGAGCAGUUACCCAGUGUCACCCGGCCAGACGGAACAAGCACGGGGAGGAUGCUCACCUGUGCACUCCAACCUAACUCCCGGACCGCCCCGAUACCUUCUCCAUUCCAGGCUCGGGCUACAAGGAACUUCAAACGAUCUAACGGGUUUUCUAAUCAUGACAACCGGCACGUCUUUCAAGACUGUGGGGAAUAUUUCGAAGAUGGCAGAGAUCAACGGGUACUGGGUAAACGCCUUCUCACCGUGACUAGUCGACAACACUGCACGCCUAAGGACAUGUUGAAACAUUGCGACAGGGCUGUUGUGGAUUAUGAUUAUUGCACAACUUACAAGGCCACACACAAUGGUACUCCCACCAAAGAAGGUCCCGUUCAUCGUAGAUUUCCCAGACACCAUUCGUCUGAAUAUGGGCCUGCCAAACCCGCUAACACCAUCAGCGACUGGUUCCCGCAUGCGAACGAACCAGUUAAGAUACCGCUUCAGGUAUUGGCUAGUUCACAGGGACCGUUCGCUCGACACAACACCUGGAAAUACUCUAACCACGGACUUAACCGGAUUUAUCCCAGUUACCGUAUUUCGGAAGUCGUGCCACGUCCAGUCUUCAAUAAAUACGGAGCCAAUUUCAUCAGUGGGACAAGUUGAAAUAAUGAAUAAAAAGUAUAAUUUUAUUUGCCACAUUGCAAUAACUUAUACAACUCAUUUUGUCCUUUUACAACAUGAAGAGUUUUAACUCAUUAAGGGUACCAAAGACUAAUUGCACGUUACAGGUUGGAAAAAAAUACAAUGUGAAGAAUUUUUACGAAUUAUUUUUACAGUGAUCAGGGAUAUGGGUAUAUACGUGAAAGGGAAAAGGGGCAUUUCAGUACAGUGACCAAUUGCAUUGUAUCACUGAUAAACUAAUGAAAAUGGAGGUACAGGUCUGCCUUGUAAUUAAAG